Molecule: messenger RNA, 1882 nt
Organism: Selaginella moellendorffii
Lineage: Eukaryota; Viridiplantae; Streptophyta; Lycopodiopsida; Selaginellales; Selaginellaceae
Product: chaperone protein DnaJ
Exons: 11
Coding region: 57-1478 (473 amino acids)
Biological process (GO): response to heat; protein refolding
Cellular component (GO): cytoplasm
Molecular function (GO): ATP binding; heat shock protein binding
Source: RefSeq, a predicted model, not a curated record
AUCCUUCUAGGGUUUUGCAACGCUGAGCUAUGGCGUCGUGAGGAUUGUGCUCGAGAAUGGCCAUGGCGCCGGUGGCUGGAGCGCUGCCCUGCAAUUCACCGCUCCAUCGAUGGGACAAGACGGCCUCGGUGAGCUUCUGCGGCGCCAAAUCGACGUGGAGUGGCAGAGUUCGUCUCCAGCAGCAGCGGCAGAGCAAGAGAUUUCGGAUCUGUGCGGCGGGGGAUUACUACGGAGUUCUUGGCAUCCAAAGGGGGGCGAGCAAGCAGGAAAUCAAGAGCGCGUAUAGGAAGCUGGCUCGCAAGUUCCAUCCAGAUAUCAACAAGGAGAAAGGCGCAGAAGAGAAAUUCAAGGAGAUCAGCUCGGCUUACGAGGUGUUAUCCGAUGAUGAUAAAAGGCGCUUGUAUGAUCAAUUCGGGGAGGCUGGAGUCAAGGGCUCUCCUGGAAUGGGAUCUACUGCUGGCGCUUAUGCGAGCAAUCCAUUCGACUUGCUGGAGUCGUUUUUUGGAGCUGGAAUGGGUGGCAUGGGAAACUUUGGAGGCAUGGGAACUGGAACAAGGCGGAGAAGCACUGCCGUGCAGGGUGAGGACGUUCGUUACGACAUGACUUUGGAGUUCUCCGAGGCCAUUUUCGGCGCAGAGAAGGAGUUUGAGGCGUCACACUUGGAAUCCUGUCGAGCUUGUGGCGGCUCUGGUGCCGUCUCGAGCACAAGUCGAAGGGUCUGUCCUACUUGCGGAGGGAGAGGCCAAGUAAUGCGUACUCAAGAAACUCCUUUCGGCAUGUUUUCUCAGGUGUCUACGUGCACGUCCUGCGGAGGAGAGGGGGAAGUUAUUGCAGAUUACUGCCGCAAAUGCGGUGGCGAGGGACGAGUACGAUUGAAAAAAAGUUUGAAGGUGACUAUACCGGCUGGUGUGGACAAUGGCAGCACUUUGAGAGUUCGCGGAGAAGGCGAUGCUGGACUGAGAGGUGGACCACCGGGAGAUCUCUAUUUGUAUCUAAGUGUCAAGGAAGUUCCUGGCAUUCAGAGAGAUGGGGUGAAUUUGUACUCGACCGUUUCGAUUAACUACACGGACGCAAUUUUGGGAACUGCUAUCAAGGUACAAACUGUAGGCGGGACCAUGGACUUGCAAAUACCUCCUGGAACACAACCAGGUGACGUUCUCGUGCUUUCAAAGAUGGGAGUUCCUCGCCUGAGCAGGCCUUCUGCGCGGGGGGAUCACUUCUUUACAAUCAAAAUAGUGAUUCCAAAGCGGUUAAGUGAAUCGGAGAAGAGCCUGAUCGAGGAGUUGGCAAAUCUGCAAAAGCAGCAAAAAUCUCGAAGUCCAAUCAAAGGAAAAGCGCGUGUGAACGGAGAGAAUGCACAGAGCCAAAGCCAAGGCCAACAAGACGAAGAAGAAGAUGGUGGAGUUUUGGGCAAGGUGACGAGCGCCAUUGGGUCCGCUGCCCAGGGUGCUUUGAGAUGGCUACGCGAGAACCUAUGACACAUUCUUUCCUCCGUUUUUGAUCGUUUCUACCUUUUUAUAUCCAGAGUCGUCAAUCAACACCCAGCAGCAGCAAAACGUUUUUCCAAUGAAUUUCGAUCGUUGGCCAUCUAAACAGGUAAAACUUUCGUGGAAGUUUUCGCCAUUCUAACCAGUUCUUACAGGGAAGGAGAGAAGAGCACACUCCGUGCCUUUGUAUAGCUAUUUGCAUAAAAAGGAUAUGGGAAAUCCUCCCACCAGGUGAUCAAACAAUCGUCUCGUAAUCGAAGCCCCCGAACUACAACGAAAGCUUUGUGGGUAAGCAUCACAUUUAAAACAGUAUACUACCUUUUGAUCAUGAAGAUCAUAAGAAAAAAAUGUUGAUCUCCACACUUGUCACUGCAAAGCGAAAGAUUUGUCAUCUU